Venturia canescens is the source of this 5321-nucleotide messenger RNA. RefSeq lists its product as uncharacterized. Lineage: Eukaryota; Metazoa; Arthropoda; Insecta; Hymenoptera; Ichneumonidae. The coding region runs from base 1019 to 2377 and encodes 452 amino acids. The record is from RefSeq and is a predicted model, not a curated record. The transcript has 5 exons.
UCGUUGGACGCAGACGAGUCCACCUGUUCAGUUUCAACUCAAAAUAAAAAAAAUCAAAACAUAUCUACACUGAGAACUUGUAUCGUAAUCAGUUGAAAAAAAAAACCAAAUUAGUAAGAAAGAAUACUUUCUCUAAAGUAUAUCGAAGUGUUUGUUUCUGUGUGACUUAUUUCCCGUUAUUUUUUAUCGUUUAUCAUUGAUCUUAUGGAUACAAGCAUGGGAUACAGGAUGAUUUUUUCGUCCUUACGUGCGUCGCGUCGUUUUCGCAUGUUGUUCCGUUGUCAGGAAAGUUUACAAGUGUAGUUGACACCACACAUAUAUACCGGUUGAGGAAGUUAUAUACGGGCUUUCAAGAAAAUGUGUCGCAUCCUUCCUGUCAGUGUUAUUUGUGCGCGCAUCGGUGCAUCAAGGGCUAAAAACCCAACUCGUGCAUCGCCCAAAGUUUCUCUUUGAUGAUUUUCGUAAAUUACAGGAUAAAACGUGCGUGUUUUGUUUCUCUUAUGGGUUUUCAGUCGUCUUUUUUACGUAAAUCAAAUAUACGCGUGUGACAGUAUAUACGAUAGCCAGCAAAGAUAUAAAUCCACGAAUGAGUAUGGAAUGAUUUAUAGGUUCUUUAUAAAAGAAACAAGCGCGAUUCUCCGCGUGGAAGUGAAAGAGAUUGUGACCAAGAUAUUCUCAUAGAAUCUUCAACAAUGAGGGUAUAUUGACUGGUCCGAGGUCUUUCAAGUGGAAAUAAAAAAAAAAAAAAAAAGGAUGAAGAGGAGCGGCCGCACAGCGAGCGGUCCAUACGUAGAAAAACAAGGAAUACGCAACACCCUCGUUAAAUGAACCGAACCUGUUUUUAUUUGGAAUAAAAUAAUUUUAGUAUAUGAUUGAAAAGAAGAGAUUAACGAAAAAGUGAAAAAGAAAAGAGGUCAAAGGAAAAGAGAAUAAUAGCGAGCGAGGAAGGAAAGAAGUGGGAUCGUAUCGGUGCGCGAAAAGAACCAUCUCGAUGCGUUGAUGUAGUGGUUUAAGUAAAAUGGCCGGGGCUUUGUCCGAGAACGCCCCGAGGCCUGUAAGCGUCGUGACCGUAGACGGUGCAAGUGUCCAGCCCCAUUCGACACCGAGACACCAGAAUCGUAUCGAUACGAGCGGGAAUCAUCAACAGCAAGAUUUAUUGAGCGAGUUGAGCGAGCUCCAUCAGGCGGCUCGGAGCGAUGAGAAUCAGCCGGUAAGUCAAAGCGUUCUCGGGAACUGUCAGCCUCAAGAUCAACAGGUUGACUCGAGGAUUACUCAGAGAUCUUUCGCCUCGACCGAAGCGCAGACCGAACUCGCGGUCGGCUCGCGCCUCCUCGAGAAUCCCGGAUUAUUUAAUCAUCACCAUCAUCAUCAUCAUCACCAUCACUCUCAAAACAAUAACAGCCAAAAUACGAACGAUAAUCAUGCCCACUCGAGCGAGGAACAACUCCGCGAUGCCCGACGAAGGGAACGCAGGGUACGUCGCCAUCAUCGCCGCGCCAUGCGGAGCUGCUCCGUGCCACCGACUUAUCAAGGCGUCGUCACUUCCGGUGCCUGCAUCGGCAGCGUCGCCGGCGCUAACCCCAUCGCUGCUGGACACGCCGGCGGUCUCCCUCUUGUACCCCCCGUUGGUGGCUUCUUACAUCCACCUCCGCCUCAUCUCGGCCUCAGGGGACUCAGCCUCGGCUUACCUUUUCCGGUUCCCGCUAGUGUUUCCGCUUUCGGCAGGGAUGCUGUGCCGAAGCAAUGCUGCGGCCUGGGAUCGCCACCGGUUCGCUGGUCGAUUCUCGGUGUCGGAAUAGUUGGUCUCGUCUGCGCCGCAGCCGGAGCACUUCUCGGUGCCCUCAGGGCUACUGGCCGAGAUCAUAUUGCCGUGUCCCUCCUCAUGAUCGGCAUAGGAGUAGUUUUGGUGACCGUCAGCGCUGUCGCAUGGCGCGUUACGAGUCGAGAAAAUUGUAACAGCUUCUUCGGUUUCGCGGGUAUCGCAGGUCGGAUACCACCUGCAGCAAGACCCAUGCAUCCUUACGCCGCCAUGAUUUAUCCGGAGUUUCAGUUCAGGACGCCGCCACCCAGUUACCAGGCAAGUAUGCAGGAAUACAGGUUACGAUUAUUGUUGCUGGAUCGACUGCAGCCAACAUCAUCGCCACCGCCAACGUACAGAUCGAACGCUCCCAGUAUAGUAACUCCGGCGUGUACGACGAGGGAAAGCCGACCGCCGAGUUAUUGCGGUCGUGUUAACGUCACACCCACAGCGACCCUGGCAACCUCGAAGAAGGACGCAAAUCUCGUAAGAAUCGUACAGACUGAAUCGGAACCGGUGAUUUUGAGCGGCGAUCAAACCCCACCGAUCGCUGCUGUUGAAGUUUUGGCUCAUUUGUAAACAAAAAAAAAGGAAAGAAAUGGGAGAAACUUUGAGCACGAAGAGAGCACAGGAGAACGUUUGGGAGAAAAAGAAAAAAUAGUCCAAGUUGACAGCCAGCGAUUCUGAUGGUAUCAAAUAUGCAAACAACGUUUUUUUCCUUUUCUUUUAGCACUUUUUAUCGAAUAAUUUGUGUAAAAAAUGUUGGAAAACGUAUUUUUGCCGAAGUUUGGCUGCGUUACAAGAGUCAACCGUAUUUUCACCAGCAAGAGCUCUCAAUAGUACUUUCUAUGGCUACAAAAAAUCGGGCCAAUCGCAUUAUACCAUUGAAUUGGAACCGCUCGACGUAUGACAGCUUGCGAUAAUAAAUGUCCCGUCAAUUUAUCGACUUUUACGUAGCACAAUAAAGUAAGCUCCAAGUUCGUUCACGUGCAUGAAUUCAUGUGCAAUGUUCUCAUGAUCGAAACGAGAAACUUUCAACACUGAUCAGUUCACCGGAAACGUUAUCGACCACUGGACGAUUUUUUUUUUUUUUUGCUACAUUGUCCAUGUGUGGAAGAAGGAGGAAUAUUGGGAGUUUCGAAAAAUAAUGUUCGAAGCUCUCAUAAACAAUUCGCCAAAAGCUCAAGAAUAUCGAGAAAAUUGGAUAAACAAAUUUCUUCCGGUACACGACAGUUUUGCACAUUUCUCUUAUUAAUGAGACAUUUGCAGGACUGCAAAAAUUGCUAGACCGCGACAGUGUCAUUUGUGCAAUAAUAUUGAAUCCGUUGUAAUUGGAAAGCGUUUUUUCUUACUUCACGGAGGAGGAAAAAAGUAGUGUGAAUUUACCGAAAGAAUGUUCAUUCUUCUUCUCUUUCUGACGCGUCUUCCAAGCGUGUAGAAUCUGCCGAGACACGUUUCGUUAGCCAUACUACUAUGCUAUAUUUUAUAGCUUAUAGAUAAGAGAUUAAUUUUUUCAGAUUGAAUAUACUAGCCACGAAUAAUGUAAAUAUACGAUAAAAGAUUAGUAUAUUCAUUUGGAGGUUAGUUAACUGAACGCGUGAAAAUCCUCGAGAACAAAUUGUAAACUUACAACGCGAGAGAAUAUUCGUUACAAAUAUGCAUUGUGCGUGUGCGCGUGUGUGUGUAAAAUAUAUUUUUCAAAUUGAAAAGCUUGGCAAUUGGUUGAAAUUCGCGAAAAAUCUAUCCAGUUUUCUCUCUACUUAUACAUAUAUCUCUCUUUUGCCUGUCGUACAUCGCGUAAUUAAAAAGCGUGAAUAACCGUCGCCUUCGUGCUCUCUUGUGUUCAGCGUAAAAUAAUACUUAUCGGCCGCCGCCGGGGCGUAAACCGUGCAGUAACAACGUAUAAAAUUCAUAUUAAAACCGUAUACUCUCGUUCUCGUCUCAUUCAUGCGAAAACGCCACUUUCAAUCUUCAGAUUGUAUUCCCCUUUUUUUGCCGACUGACGAAAGCGAAUUUUAUUUACGAGAUAUUUAGCCAUGAAAUAAAAAAAAAUUAUUUUCAAACACUUUUGGUUUGCUUGAGAUUCCUUCUCAGAUAUUUGAAUUUUGAUUCAAAAGAUUCGAAUCGAUGAGCCAUGGAACGAAUCUCUUCUUUCGCUACUAUUGUACUCCGCUCUCACUCUUCAAAAUGCGUUUUUUCAACGGCUCUGACAAAAGAAUAAUUUUUUUUAGUGCUAUAAUAAGACGGUACACGGAGAUCACUGCCCUAUUUCGCUGAUAUCGUAAAUGUACUGGUGUUUUAGAAUCUAAUAUUCCCCUGCACCAAUUUGUGUUCAAUAAAAUUCGUUCAAGCUAUCAAUUCAGUGCGAACGAACCGAUGACAUUUAUUUUUUCGAAUUCAGCUCCAACGAUCAACCCUCCACUUUUUUUUUUAUAGUGCAAAACACGAGUAAGGAUACAAUUUCGAUGCUUAUGGAAAAUUAUUUGGACAAAAACGUAUGAAAAGCACGCUCGAUUAUGGGAACAGUAGCUUUAGGCAGGCAAAAUAAAAAGGUCGAACGCCUUUUUUGGAUUUAUGAAAACGAUGAGUGUCGAAAUCGAAAAUUUUUGCGAUCUCUGUUACCGAUAAACGUACAACGUUGAUGAAUAGCCACGAAAAUUGUUCGAACUUGAGUAAAGUGUUAUUAUUAUCGUAUUGCAUUCCGUAGAAAAAUGUUCAAUUGUGUUUUUUUUUCUAAGAAAAAAAAAAAAUACGUAGGAAAUUCUUGGCGAAGAAUUCAUUGCACGAUUCAUAAAAAUGUGGAACGAAGAUAAGCUUCGGGGAAAUAAUUUUCCCAAGCGUCACCGUUACGACAACCCCGGGAAAAUUUUUCUUUGUCUCGUUUACGAUUUAUGUAAAUUUACAACGACAAUUUCAGCAGGACAAUACGAAAAAAGUAGGAAAAAAGUAGGAGAGAUGGGAAAAUUGCGCUUCUCGUCGAAGAGAUUGAUAUUCGAGAUUUUCGCUCGUUUCUUGCAGAAACAGCAUAUAUAUAUAUAGACCGUGCAUAAACUGCUAAAAUUUGUAGAUAAACAAUGCCAAUUUAACGCAAAGAAGUUUUAUAGUGGUCGAUUAACCAUGACACUACGUCUCGUACAACAGCCAAGAAUAUUUGUGCGAGACAAAAUAAAAAUGAUAAGUUAUUUUUAUAAAGUACCGAUUGGGACCACACGGACGAAUAACUCUCGAAAAACAAAUCACUCUUUACAAAGUUUUUCGAGAAACAAAAACGAAUAAGUCCCGUCUGGAACUUUGAAAAAGAUCCCGGUAUAUUAUCGAAAUAAAAAAAAAUAAAUUAUUGCAGAAUGAGUAAAUGAAUGAUGAAAACGAGAGAGAAUAAACCAAACUCGCAAUGUUUCGUGAUACGAGAAUGAUUUGUCGUUACUUAAGUGAUCGAUCGAAUAAAAGUAGUUCCUUAAUAUUCGUAGGACAAAAGAAACUUGUAUAUUGAUGGAGAAAUAAAUUUGAAAUUUUAUUUCCCCAA